Molecule: messenger RNA, 2379 nt
Organism: Perca fluviatilis (European perch)
Lineage: Eukaryota; Metazoa; Chordata; Actinopteri; Perciformes; Percidae
Product: zinc finger protein 664-like
Exons: 9
Coding region: 110-1525 (471 amino acids)
Biological process (GO): regulation of transcription by RNA polymerase II
Cellular component (GO): nucleus
Molecular function (GO): RNA polymerase II transcription regulatory region sequence-specific DNA binding; DNA-binding transcription factor activity, RNA polymerase II-specific
Source: RefSeq, a predicted model, not a curated record
UGUCCCGGAAGUGGCCAGCUGCUGCUGCCGCCGCUGCAGAAGAAGAAGUUGCGGCUGUUCGCUCAACAGUCAACUUUAAAAAACGGACCCGGUUAACGGAACCGGCGGGAUGGACACGGACACGGCUUCCCCGGACGCCACCGCGGACGUCAAGGUCAAAACGGAGCCGGACGACGACGUGGAGAUCCGCUGGUAUCCUGUCCUCAAGAAGCUGUCAGUCAAACUCACCGACUGCCGCCCGCUGCUGGAGGGGCGGGACUUCCUGUCUCUGGACGCCCACCCCCAGCUCCGGCGGCGUCGGCCGCGGCGCCCGUCCACCAUCACGGGCAGGAAGAUGGUGUACUGCCCCGACUGCCACAAAGGCUUCUACAAGCAGUCGCACCUGGAGGCCCACCGGAGGACGCACGGCGGCCAGAAGGCCAACGAGUGCUGGCGCUGCGGGAAGACCUACCCCACGCUGCUGAGCCUGGUGCUGCACCAGCAGGUCCACGACCGCGCCCGGCCGUACAAGUGCUCGCACUGCGACCAGACCUUCGCCCUGAAGCGCGACUGGAAGACGCACCACCGCACGCACUCGGGCACCAAGGCCUUCAAGUGCUGGUUCUGCGGCGAUGGCUUCAGCGCGCAGCGCGAGCUCAGCGACCACCUGGAGGCGCACAGCGGCGAGAAGUGCUACCGCUGCGACGUCUGCGGCAAGAUGUUCGUGUCCUACCAGGGGUUCAACUUCCACCGCAGGGCCCACCGGGGCAGCCAGCUGCUGCCCUGCAACAAGUGUGACAAGUCCUUCAGCAACCCCCAGAGCCUCAAGCUGCACCAGGUGACCCACUCCAACAGGAAGCCCUAUAAGUGUCCGACAUGCGGUAAAGGCUUCAAGCUGCAGGGGGGGCUGCGCUGCCACCAGCGGACGCACGGCGAGGCCAAGGACUACCACUGCCCCGAGUGUGGCAAGAGCUUCUCCAGCCUGCAGAACCUCAAGCUGCACAACCGCACACACACCGGGCUCAAACCAUACCAGUGCUCUGAGUGUGGCAAGAGGUUCACACAGUCGCCCCACCUGAAGGCCCACAUGGUGACACACACCGGGGAGCGCCCGUUCACCUGCACCACCUGUGGGAAGAGAUUCACCCAGUCAUCACACCUCAGGUCCCACAUCACGCUGUUCCACGUGGGGGAGAAACCGUUCAGCUGCAGCGACUGUGGGAAGAGCUUCACCAUCGCCCACUACCUGAAGAUGCACCGGCUGAGCCACACCAAGGAGAAACUGUACCAGUGCUCCUACUGCGACAAGUCCUUCUCCUACCACAACUCCUGGAGGGCCCACGAGAGGAUCCACACAGGGGAGAGGCCCUUCACCUGCCAGGAAUGUGGGCGGAGCUUCACCACGUCGGGCUCCCUGCUGAGCCACCAGCGGUCCAAACACACGGGAGAGAAACCUCACUACUGCUUCACGUGCGGCCAGUUCUUCUUCACCAGCUCGCUGCUGCGCGUGCACCAGCUGGACCACAGCGGCGAGCGCCCGCAGUGAAUGCAACACUGGUCCCACACAGUGAAUGCAACACUGGCUCCACACAGUGAACGCACCACUGGCCCCCCCACAGUGAACGCAACUGUUGCUUAAUUAUUUUGAGAAAAGAGGCGACUGUUUUUUCCCACAUUCCCAUGAUUUUGCAGAGAAAAAAAGAAACCGCAGAACUUGUUUUCAACUUUUCUUCAGUAUCAGUCGCCUGGACAUUCAUUCAGAUAGAGAAGAGGAGAUGAGGAGAGAGGAGAGGAGUCUGUGUGUUUGGGGUUUUGUGAACAGCUGUUUACUCCUGGAGAAUGCCACCUUCUCAUUAAAGAGACUGAGACUGGGACUCUGGGAUGGAGAUACAAGCUUUCUGGGCUGCUUCUAACUAACUUUGAGUUUUCCUUGAGAAGAAGAAAGCUGCAACAGAUACUACACAUACUACAGUUACUACAGAUACUACACAUACUACAGAUACAGCUACUACAGUUACUACAGAUACUACACAUAGCCUACUACAACUACAGUUACUACAGUUACUACAGAUACUCACGUUUUACUCACUUAAGUUCAUUUUUUCAGUCAACCAACCUUUCUGUUUGUCCGUACAGAAAAUGAAAUUAUCCAUUUUAUAUAAAAGAGAAAGAUGUGACAUUAAGAAAAAACACUCAGAGGAAAGGUGUGUGUGUGUGUGUGUGUGUGUGUGUGUGUGUGUGUGUGUGUGUGUGUGUGUGUGUGUGUGUGUGUGUGUGUGUGUGUGUGUGUGUGUGUGUGUGUGUGUGUGUGUGUGUCAUGGUAGUGAGGACAUCUCUACAUUCACUCCUUCACAUAUGGUUUUAAGUUUCCAUUAAAGCUCAAACUACCGAUUACUGUCA